AUGUUAACUUGCAGAACCUUAUCAUCAAAUUUUAAAGAAGGUCUAAAUUUAUUGGUUAAUAUACUUUUAUGUAAACUUAUAUUUAAUAUAUAUUAUACUUUCCAAAAAAUUAAGGAUAAUAAUAACAUAAAAAAUUAUAAAAAUGAAAAAAAAAAAAAUUGGAAUUUAAAAAAUCUUGAAAAAUCAAAAAAAAAUAUUGAGAAAUUCAUUGAUUUAUUUUUAAUUAUAUUAAAUAUUCUAGAAGGAAACAACAAGUUUUUUAUACAACAUGUUUUAGAAAACUAUGCUACUAUUAAUUUAAAUAAUGGACAAAAAAAAAAAAAAAAUGUAACAAAAUUUCAUGAUAUUUUCUUAAUGUAUUAUAUAUAUAACAAUUCAUUACUACAAAGAAAGAAAAAUGAAGAUAAUAAUAUAAAAGAAUCAUAUAAAAAAGUAAAUUUAGAAAAAAAUAUUUUAAUAGGAGAUAAAGAAAUUUAUUCUUAUAUGAAUAAAAUUCCUAUAAUUGAUAAUUAUAUAGAUAAAUAUAAAACAUAUUCACGAAAUAGUCUAAUUAACGAAUUUAAUAAUUUUUUAAAUGUGUUUUAUCUCAAAAAACUUCCUAUACAUGAGAAUGAUAAUGAAAUUAAAAAAAAAAAUGAAAAUUUAAUUGACGAAGAUUUUGUUACUAAAAAUUUAUUUUCUGAAUAUUUUAAUAGUUGUAGAAAAAACAAUAAAUUGAAUAUAUUAAUUAAAGAAGUUAAUUUAAAUAAUUUAUCAUAUUUUCAUAAUAUCCUAUUUAAAAAUAUAAAAUUCAUCAGGUCCUUUAAUAGGGAAAGUAAUGAAGAAGAAAUCGAAAACUAUAAGUUGUCAAAAUUAUUUGAAUUUUAA
This is a messenger RNA of Plasmodium gallinaceum, 867 nucleotides long. Its product is annotated as conserved Plasmodium protein, unknown function. The transcript has 2 exons. The record is from RefSeq and is a predicted model, not a curated record. NCBI's taxonomy places the organism in Eukaryota, Apicomplexa, Aconoidasida, Haemosporida, Plasmodiidae. The coding region runs from base 1 to 867 and encodes 288 amino acids.